UUUGGCUCAGAUCUAGCCAGAUCGCCAGAGCAUGAUGCGACGCGCUGUGGCUGGGGUUCUGGCGCUUUGUGCGGCCGAGGACCCAUCAACGCUCACAACCUCAAGCCCCAGCCUUCGUGUAGUGGCUGAUGACCAGAGGUCUUGUGCAGAGGAAUUUGAAGAGUUCAUCCGGAAAUUCGGCAAGAAGUAUGACUCUUUGGAGGAGAAGGAAAGACGAGCAGCAAUCUUCUGUCAGAACCUAGAGUUCAUCAAGCAGAGAAACAGUGAGGGCCACAACUACACAGUGGGCGUCACCCCUUUUGCAGAUAUGACGACAGAGGAGUUCCGCUCCAGCUUCGGUUUGCCACCAGAGUCUCGGAACCUCUCCGCGAUCUGGGGAGGCUUGCCUGAGGAGGCGCCUCUCCUGCGGGGCACUUUGGGCGGGCCCCCGGACUCCGUAGACUGGCGCCGUUCUGGUGCAGUGUCAGUUGUCCAAAAUCAGGGCCACUGCGGUGCCUGCUGGACUUUUGCCACUGCUGGUGCCAUCGAGGGUGCGUGGAAGGUGGCGGGCGGCUCUUUGUACACUUUGUCCGAGCAGCAGCUUCUGGACUGCGCGGACGACACCUAUCACAACUCAGGAUGUAAGGGUGGCAACCCUAUGAAUGCGUUCGUCUACGUGCGUGACAAGGGCCUUUGCACAGCUCGCUCCUACAACUACAGGGCCGUGCAAUCUGGCUGCCAGGCGAACAGCUGUACCCAGGUCAUCCCCCCUGGCGGCGUGCGCGGCUACAGGGCUGUGGCCCACGACAGCGAGAGCGCUUUGAUGGAGGCGGUGGCGCAGCAGCCCGUGUCCGUGGCCAUUGACGGCGAUUCUGUGGUGUUUCAGCUCUACACCGGUGGCGUCAUUACCGGAGACUGCUUCACCAAAAUUGACCACGGAGUGCUGCUGGUUGGCUAUGGCAACGACGGUGGAACACCCUACUGGAUCAUCAAGAAUUCCUGGGGAGCGAGCUGGGGUGAAGAUGGCUUUGGCAGGCUUUCCCGCAAAGCUGGUGGGCUGGUAGGAGAAUGUGGGAUUCUCAGCGAUGCGUCUUAUCCCGUCCUCAAUAAGGGUAAGGUUGUGCCGGGCACGUGGGACCCAGACCCGGGCACUGUGGCUGGCAUCAUUUUCGCUGUCAUUUGUGGUUGCUGCGUGGCGGGCUUCAUGUACUCCCAGCUUUGCGCGCGGCGGAACCGCCGCCAGCCACCGUUGCUGGCAUCGCAGCCUGCGCAAGUGCAGGCAUCGCGCUUUUCGAUGCCCAAUCCAUGGGCCCGCCAAGCUGUGACGCCUGCACCUGCACCAAGUGCCACAGCGCCGUAUGCUGCACAGCCAGCCGCGUCUGCGCCGCCGCAGGCCCCGGGCCGCAGCGGCAAUUCCGCCCCGUCUCGCUUGCUGCAGCAGAACAAGUGAUCGCCAGGCUCUGACUGCUUGGGAUUGCUGAUGACCACGAUAGGUUUUGCAAAGACAGUACUGCCCGUACCACAUCUGCCUGUACCAUGCCUCCCCCUGCUCGAGGUACGGGAGGGACUGGCCAUGUGGUCUAAGACCAAGAAGGCCGACCUUCGCUUUGCAGCUGGAUUCCUCGAACCAAUGCUGCUGGGUCA
This is a messenger RNA of Effrenium voratum, 1623 nucleotides long. The record is from the annotation of a GenBank genome assembly. Lineage: Eukaryota; Dinophyceae; Suessiales; Symbiodiniaceae.